Molecule: messenger RNA, 2883 nt
Organism: Vigna radiata var. radiata (mung bean)
Lineage: Eukaryota; Viridiplantae; Streptophyta; Magnoliopsida; Fabales; Fabaceae
Exons: 14
Coding region: 461-2026 (521 amino acids)
Biological process (GO): glucosylceramide biosynthetic process
Cellular component (GO): membrane
Molecular function (GO): ceramide glucosyltransferase activity
Source: RefSeq, a predicted model, not a curated record
CAAGGGAUAAAAACAUUUAACAGUUCUCAAUUUUAAGACAGUAAUGUUCCUGCAUGCAUGCAUGGAGGCAUGCAAAACAAAUAUUAAAAGAAGGCACAUAGUAUGGCAUGUUAAUUAGUGAAUAGUUUGGUGAGGAAAAGGAAACUAAUUUGAAAAAGGUCUGAUUCAAAAGAAAAAAAGGAUUGAGAAACAUCUAAUACCAAAGGCUAUUAAUAAUCACCAAUCCAAUGGCAACUUCUCCCUUUUCCAUAUGAGAUAGGGCCUUAAAAUAGAUGAAAGAGAGAGAGAAAUAAAAUAGUGGUGUUGUGUUUAAUUUUGUUGUGUGGUGCAGAUGAUAAUGCAGAGAUAGAAAUAGCUUAGGCUCAUUCCAUUAAAUAAAACAUCCGGGUCUGUGUUUUGUGUUGUAGGAAUCGGAGAGUCCCAAGGAAAAAAGUUUCAGAAAACAGACAAAAAAAUCACAAUGGUUUCCUUAGACUCUCUCGAUUUCUUCCUCUUCCGUGUCAGCACAGAUUUCUCAUCUCCUCUGGCCAUUUUCGUUCAGGCGCAGGGAUGUUUAAUUUGCCUAAUCCUUGCUUUAGGGUGGGCCUGUGCUUCAUUUGUCAGGAACAGAGAAAUAAAUAGAAUAAAGAAGAGUAUGCGGAAUGGCAAUAACUUUGCAUUCCUCUGUCAUGAUAUUAAUGAACUUGAACAUUCCAAUCAGAUUGAUCUUCCUAGAGUAACAGUAAUUAUGCCCCUAAAAGGAUUUGGAGAACACAAUCUCCAUAACUGGAAGACUCAGUUAACAUCUCUUUACGGUGGCCCUCUAGAAUUUCUUUUGGUGGUUGAAAGUGUAGAGGAUCCAGCAUACCAUGCUGUAUCUAAACUAAUAGCAGAUUUAGAGGGUUCUGUCGAUGCUAGGAUUAUAGUAGCUGGUUUGUCAACAACUUGUAGUCAAAAAAUUCACAAUCAGUUGGUUGGAGUAGAGGCAAUGCACAAAGAAAGCAAGUAUGUGUUGUUUUUAGAUGAUGAUGUUAGGCUACAUCCUGGAUCAAUUGGAGCACUCGUUAGUGAAAUGCAAAAGAACCCUGAUAUAUUUAUUCAAACCGGAUACCCUCUUGAUUUGCCAUCUGGAAGUCUAGGAAGUUACUGCAUCUAUGAAUACCAUAUGCCGUGUUCAAUGGGCUUUGCCACUGGUGGACAAACAUUCUUUUUGUGGGGAGGGUGCAUGAUGAUGCACUCUGAAGACUUUAGGAAGGAUAACUGUGGUGUAGUAUCAGGACUUAGAGACGGUGGAUAUUCUGAUGACAUGACUCUAGCUGCCAUAGCCGGGGCUCACAAGAAGCUCAUUAGUUCUCCAGCGGUUGCCGUCUUUCCUCACCCCCUUGCAAGUGAUCUUAAUUUUGGAAGGUACUGGAAUUAUUUGAGGAAACAAACAUUUGUUUUGGAGUCAUACGUUACCAGAGUCAACCAAAUAAUGAACCGUGCAUUGUUUGCUGUUCACUGUUAUUUGUCAUGGGGAUUUGUAGCACCAUACUGCAUGGCAGUGAUUCAUGUUGCAGCAGCACUAAGGUUUAAAGCCAGGGGAAACUCAAUUGAAGAAUUAAGCUACUCUUCCAUUGGGUUAAAAAUGGUGUGGCUCCUAGUCGCAUGCACUUUUGUUACGCUUUUCUCAAUGUGGAACCUGACAAGGAUAGAAGUUCUACUUUGCAACAUAUUGUCCCCAGAGGCACCUCCACUUUCUCUGACUUCUUAUAAUUGGUGUAAAGUAUUCAUUGCAAUGCUGGUGGAUAACUGUCUAUACCCUGUAUCUGCAAUUCGUUCUCAUUUUUCCCAAUCUAUCAAUUGGUCUGGCAUUAUAUACUACUUGAAAGAUGGAAAAAUCAGCAAGAUAGAGAGAUUACCAAAAAGGCAAGAUGUGGCACCAGUUUUCACAGACUUGGGAGGAAAACAUUUGUAUGGAAGGAAAGGAAUGCCUACAAGAGGCUCGUUCCUCAAUUCUUUAUCUAAAUGUUUGUUCCAAUGGCGUCAACCAAAGAGAUCUGAGUAACCAAGAAAUAGCUUCAUUCAGCAUACAAAGUUUUUGUCCAUUUUGUCUUGUGUCUCUGCCCCUAAAUUUUGAGGCACAAUGGCUCCUACUUUUGAAGCAAGGGUUUUGGCAUAUCAAUUAAUAUUGCCAAUUGAUUCAUAUUUGAUCAACCCUUCUUCCAUAAACAUGUAUUUUUAACGACACAUUCAAUCCCAUGUAAUUUUCAGCUCCAUUGUAAAAAUUCAAUCUGCAGUUUAUGAACAACCAAGAAUUGCUAAACAAAUUCAAUAUGGCAUUCACAUUCGAUCUUUUAAUUCCAUUUCUCCAUCACAUGCAGUACAUUAUUUUGUAACUUUUCCCUAAAACAAUGUUCCAUUUUAAGAUUUGGGCAGAUCAAAAUCACGGACCAGGCAUUUUUAAAAUUCAAGUCUGGCUGCUGAAAUUAAUGAUUAAACCAUAAAUGCAGAAUUUCUAAAAUCUGAAAAAUAAAAUACAAAUAAAGUAAGAAAAACAAAAUCGUGGAUAAUAAAGUACCGAUAUUUUAAUUUAGCUUAAUAUUUUUAAUGAUGAAAAGAAGGGGAAGGCUCAAUUUUUGCUGUUACUGCGCGCACAAAGACAGGAGAAUACAAAUGAUUUCAUGCCCAAUUAUAUCAAAACCAUGCAUUCCAACAGCAACAACUGAAUUACUGUCUAAUGAAGAUGAAUGAUCAGACAAGCAGUGAAAAUUUGGGGAGAUAACAAGGAGUAAAAUGUUGAAAUUCUCAAAUCAUACAUCUUUUGAACAUUAAAAUUGUAGAGCUACUGACUAGGCUAUUGUCCCAAAUCUCCAAUGUAGAAGUCUUCAAUCAUGUCAAAUACUCGAGUUGCGUGCUGUGGUC